CAUGCCGCCGUCAAAACAAUAAUCUUAUAAUCGCAUCGCGUUUGAGAAGGGGAGAACAGUUGCACUUGGUGCUUCGAACGGUUCAGAUCGACGGACGGAUAUUCGCGCAAGAAGGCGGCUUUUUAAAAAGUGGAUUUAGUGAACGAGAGUCACGAUUGUUUUGGUUACCACCCCACGUUCGUUGUGAUUGCACACGUUGAAAUCUCUCUCCCCCGGUUUGGUGUUAUUGGAUUGGUUGACUGCGAAGGAGACAUCCCAGCGGCGCUGUAUAGUGUGUUCUAUUGAGAAGACUUCCUGUUCAGUGACUAUUAGUGCAAUAAACUCGUGGAAUUGAUUAAUUUAGUGUAGAAGCCGUUCUCCUGUCUGUGAACCAGCUUGUAAAGUAAGUGUUGAAACUACGCCGCUAGGAAUUCUCACACACCUCGUCGUCGCCGCCACCAUGCCGGAGAUAGAAGUGUUGCAACCUUCAUCAGCCGGUACAUUACAACCGGUACCGGUGCCGGCCCUAGUCGUCGGCAGCAGCAGUACUGGCAAUAUCUCCGCGAGGAAGCCGGCACCAUCGGAACUAGAUCAACAGCAGCCGCCACCGCUGUUUCCCGACGACGAGAAGAAAUCUAGCAAAAUCCAAGAACUGCGGAAACUGAUUGAAAAUUGUGAUGACUUUGUACGUCGCAGUGAUGAUUUGUUUCUGGUUCGAUUCCUGCACUGCUGUGACUGGAACGUAGAUGACGCAUACCAACGAAUGGUCAAACUGUUUAAAUUGAAGCACGACAACCCCGACUGGUUUGUCGACAAACCCUUGCAAAACUAUAAGGAACUGCUGAACCGCAACAUAAAGUUCGUCCUGGACAAGCGGGACAAGAAGGGACGCCGCAUAUUCGUCAGCAAGAUGGGAAACAUGGACAUCAGUGCAUUUUCGGCCACCGACCUAGCGCAUCUAGACGAACUGUGGUGUGAGUUCAUGCUGAACGAUUUGGAAACGCAGAAAAACGGGAUCUCCUGUUUGAUCGAUAUGAGCGGUUACUCUCUCAAGAGUCUCCGAUAUCUGACGCCGACGAACAUCCGCAUCGCAACGCAAAAGGCCGAUCUGAUGCCGGUUAAGCACAUGGAGUUCCAUGUGGUGAACUCGUCCACAUUCAUGAAUGCAGCGGUUGCCAUCCUGUAUCCGAUGCUGAGUAAACAGAUCAAGGAUUCGGUUCACUUCCACUACUCGAACUGGGACUCGCUGCAUGCCCAAUUGGGAAAGGACGCCCUGCCGGCGGAAUACGGUGGAUCAAAUGGGGAGGUGUUUGACUAUGAGAUGCUGAACAGGCAACUGCUGGAUCUGGAACACCACUACGAUAGCAUGCUACGUUUCGGGUAUGAGCUGAAGCCGCACGUGGAUCCCGGCAAGUAUGCGAAGUUCUUCCAUCACGUGGAAAAGACCAAGGGCAAUAAGCGAAAGUACAAAAACAAGCGGGACGAAAAUGUUGAAAUGUGAUUUGUUUGGGAUAUGUGUACAAGAUUGUAGUUAGCGUAAGUAGGAUGUUAAGUUUCAACGAAUUUUUUAUGUGAUAAGUGAUAUCUCAAUUUUUAUAUUCAAUGAUUAUAAUGAAUGAUAUAAAAUCUCUAAGACAGUAGGUUAUUCAAGGAAAUUUAGUAAAACAAACUGUUGAUUCAGUGGGAUAGGUUGAAGACAACAUAUCAUAAAUGAAUUUAAAUAAAACAUGUUUUGCCGAUAA
Molecule: messenger RNA, 1721 nt
Organism: Aedes albopictus (Asian tiger mosquito)
Lineage: Eukaryota; Metazoa; Arthropoda; Insecta; Diptera; Culicidae
Product: alpha-tocopherol transfer protein
Exons: 4
Coding region: 440-1480 (346 amino acids)
Cellular component (GO): membrane
Molecular function (GO): phosphatidylinositol bisphosphate binding
Source: RefSeq, a predicted model, not a curated record